Molecule: messenger RNA, 1350 nt
Organism: Acanthamoeba castellanii str. Neff
Lineage: Eukaryota; Discosea; Longamoebia; Acanthamoebidae
Product: Ser/Thr phosphatase family superfamily protein
Exons: 12
Coding region: 1-1350 (449 amino acids)
Biological process (GO): peptidyl-serine dephosphorylation
Cellular component (GO): FAR/SIP/STRIPAK complex
Molecular function (GO): protein binding; protein serine/threonine phosphatase activity
Source: RefSeq, a predicted model, not a curated record
AUGGACAACGGAGGGGACUUGUGGGAAGAGUUGCCAGACGAGCUGGUGUUGGAGGUGAGGAAGUGGCUGCGAACGUCCGUGCGAGACUUGGUCGCUUGGGCCUCGACCUGCAGCCGCUUCCUCCACCUGACCAACGAACCCGCCCUCUGGGCGGGCCUCUUCUCGCUCGCGAUGGCCAAGGCGCGAAGUUGGCUGCCGCCCGAUUGCCUCAAGGUGCUCGAGGAAGAGGAGAACGACCAGGCCAGCAGUGGUGGCAACAUGGGGGCUGUUUCUGUGUUCGGCCAGGUGGCCAUCAGCACCGAAAGCAGCCUUGAGGCCUUGCCUUUGGCUGGAGCGACGUUGGCACAGGUGUUCGCUUGGCACUGCGAGCGGAAAGUGCGCUCUUUCGUGACGUGGAAGGAAUGUUACCGGUGGCACUGCCGCGAGUUGUUGGAUGCCAGCAAUCCAGAACGCCUGGCCGGCCUGCAGCGCGGGCACCUGCCGUCCUUGUUCUCCCUGUUUGCGCUCUGCCAGCAGGCGGUCCGGGUGGUGAAAACCGAACGCAAUGUGUUGCAUAUCAAAGGCCCGAUUGUGGUCGUGGGCAACAUCAUGGCCCAAUAUGUCGACCUGCUUCAGAUUCUAGUGUCGAAUGGCGAACCGCCGGAAACGAGGUACCUCUUCUUGGGCGACUACGUGAACCGCGGGGAACACAGCAUCCUCACCUUGUCCCUCUUGCUGGCGCUCAAAGUGCGCUACCCGGCUCAUGUGCAUCUCCUCAGGGGCAACCACGAGUCCAAGGGAAUGGCUUACCAAUACAGUCUCCACGAGGAAUGUCCGGGGACGUACGGUACUGGCGUGGCCCUGGAACUUUUGUUCGAGGUCUUCCGUUGCCUCCCGUUGGCAGCCGUGGUCAACGAGACAAUCUUCUGCGUUCACAGCGGGCUUAGUCCCUCCGCAAGCACAAUCGAGGAUCUGGCUCACAUCGAUCGAUUCAGCCAAAAUGAUGAGACGGAGGGAAUAAUGGUCGACCUUGUGUGGUCGCACCCAAACCCUGACGAAGGAUGGGGAAUCAAUCCCGCGGGUGCUGGAUAUGAGUGGGGUCCGGACAUCACUGCGACUUGGUGCGCUCAAAACCGCCUGGAGAAGAUAGUGCGCGCACAGUUCACCAUGGAGGUACUGGUGGAGGUCAAGCUGGCCAUCCACAACGACGAGCAACUCCCACGUGGCUACGAGUGGCAUCACGACAAGACAGUGUUGACGCUGUGCAGCUCACCCAACUACGUGCGGCGGUGCGGGAACAAGGGCGCGGUGCUGCUCAUCUCCGACUCUGGCGAACUCACUUUCCAUAUUUUUCGAGUCCGUGAGUGUUGA